Molecule: messenger RNA, 2044 nt
Organism: Tinamus guttatus (white-throated tinamou)
Lineage: Eukaryota; Metazoa; Chordata; Aves; Tinamiformes; Tinamidae
Source: RefSeq, a predicted model, not a curated record
AGCCCUUCAAGUUCUCGGUUCUGGAGAUCUGCGACCGCAUCAAGGAGGAAUUUCAGUUCCUGCAGGCGCAGUACCACAGCCUGAAGCUGGAGUGCGAGAAGCUGGUGAGCGAGAAGACGGAGAUGCAGAGACACUAUGUCAUGUAUUAUGAAAUGUCUUAUGGGCUGAACAUUGAAAUGCACAAGCAGGCAGAGAUCGUCAAGAGGCUGAGUGCCAUCUGCGCCCAGAUCGUCCCCUUCCUCACACAGGAGCACCAGCAGCAAGUCCUGCAGGCCGUGGAGCGGGCCAAGCAGGUGACCAUGGCAGAGCUCAACAGCAUCGUCGGGCAGCAGCUUCAGCACCUCUCCCACCAUGCGCCUACCGUCCCGCUGGGUGCCCACCCGUCUGUGCCGCCGUCCAGCCUGGUUGGGGCCGGCAGUUCCGCGGGGCUCCUGGCCCUCUCAGGGGCCCUCGCGGCUCAGUCGCAGCUCGCGGCCAAGGAGGACAGAGCGGCCCCGGAUGGGGAGAGCAGAGCUCAUUGCAUUCCUCUCCCCGCUCCAUCCCAGAGCAUUUCUGCCUCCCCUCUGGAGAGCCUGCCGGACGAGGAGCGCACGGGCAGCACCGGGAUGAAGCGGAAGCGGGAGGAGAAGGACUUACCUGGGCCUGACGUGAGUGGAGUGGCAGAGUGUGGCCUGGGCGUCGGGAAGGGCCUGGAGGUGGCCGAGGGUCUCUGGGGUGAAGGGCAGAAGUGGGGAGCAUUCCCCUUGGACAGUGAUGGGGACAAGAGCGACUACAACCUGGUGGUGGACGAGCUCCGGCCGCCUCCCGCCAAGCCACCCGCCACGGACACGAUCGCGCUGCGCAGCCCGCUGAGCAGCUCCAGCCCCUGCGCUGCCUCCUUCGGGACGGUGCCGCACAGCGAGCUCGCCGCCCCCGGCGUCUACGUGGGCCUGCCCCUCUCCCCACACGUCAGCAGCACUGUGAUGUACGGACGGGCCCCCAUGGUGGCUUUUGAGUCUCACCCUCACCUGAGGGCCUCCUCCAUCUCCUCGUCGCUCUCCACCAUCCCCGGAGGGAAACCCGCCUACUCCUUCCACGUCAGCGCUGACGGGCAGAUGCAGCCCGUGCCCUUCCCGCCCGACGCGCUCCUCGGCUCCGGCAUCCCGCGGCACGCGCGGCAGCUCCACACGCUCACCCACGGCGAGGUGGUCUGCGCCGUCACCAUCAGCAACUCCACACACCACGUCUACACGGGCGGCAAGGGCUGCGUGAAGGUGUGGGACGUGGGGCAGCCGGGCGCCAAGACGGCCGUGGCGCAGCUCGACUGCCUGAACCGGGACAACUACAUCCGCUCGUGCAAGCUGCUCCCCGAUGGGCGCAGCCUCAUCGUGGGGGGGGAGGCCAGCACGCUGUCCAUCUGGGACCUGGCGGCCCCCACGCCCCGCAUCAAGGCCGAGCUCACGUCCUCCGCGCCCGCCUGCUACGCGCUGGCCAUCAGCCCCGACGCCAAGGUCUGCUUCUCGUGCUGCAGCGACGGCAACAUCGUCGUGUGGGACCUGCAGAACCAGACCAUGGUCAGGCAGUUUCAAGGCCACACAGAUGGCGCGAGCUGCAUUGACAUCUCGAACUACGGCACGAAGCUGUGGACGGGGGGGCUGGACAACACGGUGCGGUGCUGGGACCUGCGGGAAGGGCGGCAGCUGCAGCAGCACGACUUCAGCUCGCAGAUCUUCUCCCUGGGCUACUGCCCCACGGGCGAGUGGCUGGCGGUCGGCAUGGAGAGCAGCAACGUGGAGAUCCUGCACGUGAGCAAGCCCGACAAGUACCAGCUGCACCUGCACGAGAGCUGCGUCCUGUCCCUCAAGUUCGCCUCCUGCGGGAAGUGGUUUGUGAGCACGGGCAAGGACAACCUGCUCAACGCCUGGCGUACACCCUACGGCGCCAGCAUCUUCCAGUCCAAAGAGUCCUCAUCGGUGCUGAGCUGUGACAUUUCCAUCAACGACAAGUUCAUCGUCACGGGCUCCGGUGACAAGAAAGCCACGGUGUACGAGGUGGUGUACUGAGG